AUGCGACGGACCGUUAUCGCUGCGCGGUCCUCCGCAGGAUCCUUGGCCCGCGCCGUCGUUUACCAACAGCACUUCCAGCCCCGGCGCAUGUUUGCAACAAGCGGUUCCGGCACUGCUCCUCCCAGCAAGAGCGAACCUCCUACGACUCCGGUCGACCGAUCCCAGGACCAGGCGCAUCCCAUCGGUGCCUACUACGAGGGCGUUCUCAAUGGCAGCAAAAACUACCCAGACACCAAGCCCGAGCUGCCCCCGGUGACCUCCCAGAAAUACCCGACCAAGCUUACGCCCGCCGAGCCGGAAGCUAAGCCGGAACCGGAGCCGACGAAGCCGAAGCAGGACGACAAUGUGAGUUCCGCCCCUACGCCUACGCCCUCCGAGCAGCCUCCGAAGAAGGAGGGGGAGCAGCAGCAGCAGCCGCCCGUGAAGCAAGAGCAGAAGGAAGAGGAAAAGAAGCCCGCUUCUGCUACCACCACUUCUGCCACCCCGGCCGAUGAACCCUCCCAACUGGAAUCAGCCAAGAAGACGGAUGAGAAAGGGGAUGAGGCUAUCAUCGCAAUCGCAAUGCCCGCGACGUCGGCGCCGACACCGGUCCCGGCCAGGCGUGCGGCGGUUGUGCGCAAACCUCGAGAGCUGAAGACGAAGAAAAAGGACCCAAAGGAGGCAAAGGAACCCAAAGUGGUCAACCUAGCCAGCGCGGCCCAACGAGCCGAGCGCCUGGCCUCGAUCCGGUCGCAGUCCAAGCUCGUAGCGGGCGUGCUCGUGCCGCCACGGCCCGAAGAGCCCGACAACUGCUGCAUGAGCGGAUGCGUCAACUGCGUGUGGGACCUGUACCGGGACGAGAUGGAGGCGUGGGCGACAGCGACGGCGGAGGCCGAGCAGCGGCUUGCUGCGCAGCAGGCUGGGCUGGGGGAGGAGGGCGCGGUGGCGGUUACGGGGGCGGUGGAGGCUGUGGGGAGCCAGCAGAGUUCUACUUCUAGUUCCACUUCUACUUCUACUUCUACUUCUCCUUCUACCUCUACCUCUAGCUCUACAGCUGCAGAGAGUGUCAAGGGGACGGAAUUGGCGGGCACGGCACAUUCGGUGGUCGAUCAGAGGGGAGCGAGUUCUGCGACUGGCGCCGGUGCUUCUACUACGAAGACUUCGACUUCGACUUCGGACACGACUUGGAACGACGACCUGUACAAAAAUGUGCCGGUUGGGAUCCGCGAGUUCAUGAAGCAGGAGAAGAGGCUAAAAGAGAAGCAUGCGCGCGAGGGGACGGUUGGGUACACAUAG
Sordaria macrospora k-hell is the source of this 1275-nucleotide messenger RNA. RefSeq lists its product as uncharacterized. NCBI's taxonomy places the organism in Eukaryota, Fungi, Ascomycota, Sordariomycetes, Sordariales, Sordariaceae. Gene Ontology annotation, cellular component: mitochondrion. The record is from RefSeq and is a predicted model, not a curated record.